AUGCCUCUGGAGAAGAUUACGUCAGUUAGCACCAAAUUAGGGUGUAACAAAGAUGAAUUAGACCUAGGUAUCCCCAUCUCUGCUGACAAAACAAUAUUGUUCCAAGCGCUCAGGCCUGAUUUGAGAGAAAUUACUGACACUCAACGACCUGAAAGCACUAGUAUAAAAAGCUAUGAUUUGUUCAGUUUUGAAACCGAUGUUUAUGACCUUCCACUUGCACAGACCUCCCACUUGCCCAGACCUUCCACUUGCACAGACCUUCCACUUGCACAGACCUUCCACUUGCACAGACCUUCCACUUGCACAGACCUUCCACUUGCACAGACCUUCCAUUUGCACAGACCUUCCACUUCCCCAGACCUUCCACUUGCACAGACCUUCCACUUGCACAGACCUUCCACUUCCCCAGACCUUCCACUUGCACAGACCUUCCACUUGCACAGACCUUCCACUUGCACAGACAUUCCAUUUGCACAGACCUUCCACUUCCCCAGACCUUCCACUUGCACAGACCUUCCACUUGCACAGACCUUCCACUUGCACAGACCUUCCACUUGCACAGACCUUCCACUUGCACAGACCUUCCACUUCCCCAGACCUUCCACUUCCCCAGACCUUCCACUUGCACAGACCUUCCACUUCCCCAGACCUCCCACUUCCCCAGACCUUCCACUUCCACAGACCUUCCACUUGCACAGACCUUCCACUUGCACAGACCUUCCACUUGCACAGACCUUCCACUUCCCCAGACCUUCCACUUGCACAGACCUUCCACUUGCACAGACCUUCCACUUGCACAGACCUUCCAUUUGCACAGACCUUCCACUUCCCCAGACCUUCCACUUGCACAGACCUUCCACUUGCACAGACCUUCCACUUGCACAGACCUUCCACUUCCCCAGACCUUCCACUUCCCCAGACCUUCCACUUGCACAUACCUUCCACUUUCCCAGACCUCCCACUUCCCCAGACCUUCCACUUCCACAGACCUUCCACUUGCACAGACCUUCCACUUGCACAGACCUUCCACUUGCACAGACCAUCCACUUCCCCAGACCUUCCACUUGCACAGACCUUCCACUUGCACAGACCUUCCACUUGCACAGACCUUCCAUUUGCACAGACCUUCCACUUCCCCAGACCUUCCACUUGCACAGACCUUCCACUUGCACAGACCUUCCACUUGCACAGACCUUCCACUUGCACAGACCUUCCACUUGCACAGACCUUCCACUUCCCCAGACCUUCCACUUCCCCAGACCUUCCACUUGCACAGACCUUCCACUUCCCCAGACCUCCCACUUCCCCAGACCUUCCACUUCCACAGACCUUCCACUUGCACAGACCUUCCACUUGCACAGACCUUCCACUUGCACAGACCUUCCACUUCCCCAGACCUUCCACUUGCACAGACCUUCCACUUCCCCAGACCUUCCACUUGCACAGACCUUCCACUUGCACAGACCUUCCACUUGCACAGACCUUCCACUUGCACAGACCUUCCACUUGCACAGACCUUCCACUUCCCCAGACCUUCCACUUGCACAGACCUUCCACUUGCACAGACCUUCCACUUGCACAGACCUUCCACUUGCACAGACCUUCCACUUCCCCAGACCUUCCACUUGCACAGACCUUCCACUUGCACAGACCUUCCACUUGCACAGACCUUCCACUUACCCAGACCUUCCACUUCCCCAGACCUUCCACUUGCACAGACCUUCCACUUCCCCCGACCUUCCACUACCCCAGACCUUCCACUUCCCCAGACCUUCCACUUCCCCAGACCUUCCACUUCCUCAGACCUUCCACUUCACCAGACCUUCCACUUCCCCAGACCUUCCACUUCCCCAGACCUUCCACUUCCCCAGACCUUCCACUUCCCCAGACCUUCCACUUCCCCUGACCUUCCACUUCCCCAGACCUUCCACUUCCCCAGACCUUCCAUUUCCCCAGACCGUCCACUUCCCCAGACUUCCACUUCCCCAGACCUUCCACUUCCCCAGACCUUCCACUUCCCCAGACCUUCCACUUCCCCAGACCUUCCACUUCCCCUGA
Messenger RNA from Procambarus clarkii (red swamp crayfish), 2058 nucleotides. The record is from RefSeq and is a predicted model, not a curated record. NCBI's taxonomy places the organism in Eukaryota, Metazoa, Arthropoda, Malacostraca, Decapoda, Cambaridae.